ACGUGGGCGUUUAAUCUUCUAGUCUCUUCAGUUUCUUCAUCUUCUAUCCGACGCUCAUUGAAUCAGUGAUGCUUCUUACCUGCAAACAAGUAAAGUAAACAUUUGGUGGUCCUUGAAAACCUAGCUCUGCUUUUGAGAGAAACAGACAGAUGAAGCCAUCAAGCUGCACUUGUACUUGUUCUAAACCUUUCCUUAUAAUUACUUUCUUUUAAUUGUCUAUUGCUUCAAAUUACUUCACUAUAAUUUUCUUUUCCCCUGUUUUAACUAUCAAUUCUCUAUCAUUUUAUACUCAGUAUCAAUAAAUUCCGUAGAAAAAAAAUAUCUAGCAUUUUUCUCAACUUUUCUCGAUAUUUUUGCUCGUUGUGAUCUGUUUGUUUCAAGCUAGACUACGUUCACUGAGGGUUUGCUCUUAAAUACUUUGACUUUGAUAGUUGUUUGUUGUGUGUCACUCUUUUUCUGUUUUCAUUAUUAAUUAGCCUUGCUUUUUAUUCUCAGAGUAAGGGUGGAUUUUGUUUAUUAAGCUUUUCUCUCAAACAUUUACUGAAUUUUUUUUUGUUAUAUACCAUUUCCCAAUUCUUUUUCUUUCAUUUCCCUUGCCUCCUAAGUACCCUUUAAUUUUAGCUUUACUUGAAAAAAAAAAAAAGAGAGAGAGAGAGAGUGUGUGUCUGUGUCCGUGCAAGUAUUUAAUGGCAAUGGCUGAGGAACUAGCUAUGAGAACUGCCACGGUGCUUGCAUCAAAAGCCACAGAAUCGGCAUAUGAUUUGCUUAAACAGCAGAUAUCAUAUGUGUUCAAGUACCAGAGCUACAUCAACGACCUCAAAAACCAAGUUGAGGAUCUCAGAAAUAAAAGAGAAACAGUGGAGAAACCUGUAGAGUCAGCUGAAAGACAGGGGGAAGAGAUUUAUAAUGCUGUUAAGAAAUGGCUGAGGGAUGUAGAUGAGUUCACUGAAAUGGUAGCAAAAGCCAUCAUUGAGGAUGAAGAUAAAGCAAAUAAGGGUGGCUGUUUCAAAUUGGGGUCAUGUCCUAAUUUGAUUCAACGUUACAAGCUUGGAAAGGAAGCAAUGAAAGCAGCAGUGACUGGGGCCAAUCUGUUGGGGAAAGGCAACUUCAGUAGUGUUUCCUACCGUCCUGCUCUACAGAGGACAGACUGUGUCAGAGGCUAUGAGGCCUUUGAUUCUAGAGAGAAAGUUUUGCAAGAAAUUAUGGACACAUUGAAGGAUGUUAAUAUUAACAUGAUUGGGGUGCAUGGUAUGGGAGGUGUGGGCAAAACUACACUGGUCAAAAAAGUAGCUUGGCAGGUGAAGGAAGACAAGUUAUUUCAUGAGGUGGCUAUUGCUGAGGUAACACAAACCCCAGACUACAAAAAAAUUCAAGAAAAAAUUGCUUUCGAUCUUGGCUUGGAAUUUAGGCAGGAGAGUGAAUAUCAGAGAGCUAGUCUACUACGUUACAGGAUAGAGAAGGAGAAGACUUUACUUAUAAUACUGGAUGAUAUUUGGACAAAACCUGACUUGGAUGCAAUUGGAAUUCCUUUUGAGAAUGCUGAGAAAGAAAGAAAAGAUGGUAAGAUGAGACCAUGCACAAUAUUGUUAACUUCUAGAAAUCGGGAUUUAUUAAGCAAAGAUAUGAAGACUCAAAAGAACAUCUUUGUCAGUCCUUUAUCCUACGGAGAUGCAUGGAAUUUGUUUCAGAAGAUUGUGGGUGAUUCUGCAAAAAACUCUGAUUGUCAUCCAGUUGCAGUUGAGAUUGUUACAAAAUGUGCAGGUUUACCACUUGCAAUUUCAGCAAUUGCAAAUGCAUUGAAAAAUGAGAGUCUUGAAGCUUGGGAGGUUGCCUUGGCUCAACUAAAAAGGUCUAAUCCAAAACACAUUCUGGAAGUGGGUGAAACUUUGUAUUCGACUAUUGAGCUGAGUUACAAUUUUCUGAAAAGUGAGGAAGCUAAAUCACUAUUUCUUCUUUUUGCUCUAAAUGAUGUUGGUAGUGGCAUGUACACUAGUGACCUAUUAAAAUAUAGUAUGGGUUUGAAUUUGUUUAGAGAUGUACAUACAUUGGAAGAAGGAAGGAAAAGAUUGCACUCGUUGAUAAAUCAUCUCAAAGCUUCUUGUUUGUUGUUGGACGGUGACAAUGACCAUGCAGUUAAAAUGCAUGAUAUUAUUCAUGCCGUUGCUGCAUCGAUUGCAUCAACAGAGAAAUUCAUGUUUAAUAUUCAAAAUGUCACCGGCUUGAAAGAAGUACUGGGGGAGAAAAUAUCAAAAGAUUCAACUGCUAUUUCUUUGCCCUAUAGAGAUAUAUAUGACGAGUUUCCUCAACGGUUAGAGUUUCCGAAAUUGAAUUUGUUCUUCCUAUUUACGGAUAAUCGCUCACUACAAAUCCCAGAUGCUUUUUUCGAAGAAAUGACAGAUCUCAGAGUUUUAGAUCUUACUGGAUUUCUUUUCUUUUCAUUACCUUCAUCCCUUUCCUGCCUUAAAAACCUUAAAACAUUGUGUUUGGAUAGCUGUUUGUUAGAGGAUAUUAAAACACUUGGAGAGCUAAGAAAGUUAGAAAUUCUUAGUUUGUUGAAUUCUGAUAUUGAACAAUUGCCUAUAGAAAUUGGAAAAUUGACUCGGUUGAAGUUGUUGGAUUUGAGAGAUUGUUCGAACCUAAAAUACAUUGCACCAAAUGUCAUCUCCUGCUUGUGUCAAUUAGAAGAACUAUAUAUGAGCAACAACUUCAUUCAAUGGGAAGUUGAAAGAGUGGAUAAUCAAAGACGAAGAAAUGCUAGUCUAGAAGAGUUAAAGCAAUUGUCUAACCUAACAGCUUUACAUCUUCAUGUUCAGGAUGCUCGACUUAUGCCACAAGACUUGUUCUUCAAGAAAUUGAGAAGUUAUAAAAUAUUUAUAGGAGAUAAAUGGAAGUGGUCCAGUAAAUAUGACCCUUUAACUUCAAGAACGUUCAAACUGAAGAUAAGUGAUAAUGUUUAUUUGGGGCAAGGAAUUAAAAUUUUGUUGAAGAUGACCGAAGAUCUCUUUCUAGAGGAAAUGAAUGGAGUUAGACAUGUUCUUUAUGAACUCAGUGCAGAUGGUUUUCCAUAUUUAAAGCAUCUGCAUGUAAAGGACGGUCUUGAUAUUUUGUAUAUCAUUAACUCAGUUGCUUGGAGACUAGCCUUUCCUAAGUUGGAGUCCUUGAUCCUUUGUAAUUUGAUUAAAUUGAAGAAGAUAUGUCAUGGUCAACUCAAUGCACGGUCUUUUAGCAAAUUAAGGAUCAUAAAAAUAGAAAAAUGUGAUAGAUUGGAGUAUCUCUUUGCAUCCUUCAUGGCAAAAAACCUUAUGCAGCUACAAGAAAUUGGAGUGACUAAUUGUAAGAACCUAAAAGAGCUUUUUGGUGAAGAAAGUGAUGAUCAUGGUGAUGAAAUUGAAACAAAUAAUAAGACGGAGUUCAAUCAAUUGUGUUCUUUGACUCUACAAUGCCUACCCAAAUUCAUUAAGAUUGGCUCUGACAUGACGGUUGUCUUUCCAAGAUUGGGGAACUUGAAAUUGUAUUCAAUUAAUUUUGAGAACACAUGGCUUGAUCGAUCUCUAUCAAUUUUUUCUUAUAGUCAAUGCUUAAAAAGCCUAAGCAUUGAGGAGUGCCAUGGCUUGAAUUUUUUGUUUUCAUUUGCUGCAGUCAAAAGUCUUAACGAACUCCAAAAUUUGGUGAUAAGCAAUUGUAAGUCAAUGGAAGUAAUAGUCGACUCAAAAGGAGUACAAAGAGAAGAAAAGAUAAUUGGUAUGAGUUUUCCUAAAUUGUUGUACAUGAAGCUUAAACUUCUGCCAAAACUCAUAAGUUUUGGCAGUGGGAAUUUAAUUGAAUUCCCCUCCCUAAAAGAACUUCACAUUGAGGGAUGCUCUAAUUUGAAGACAUUCUUCUGCAAAUCUUUUCAUCCAGUCACUGUGAGAGAAGAAGAAGAAGUGAACUUGGAAAACUACUUUAUGAAUAUAAACCCUCUCUUUGAUGAUAAGGUUGCUUUUCCAAGCUUGGAGGAGAUGGUGCUCUUACACUUGGAUAACUUGCAGCUAAUAUGGCACAACCAAAAACUCCAUGUAGAAUCUUUUCGCAAACUAAAAGUACUGAGAGUCGAAUUCUGUGAAAAGUUAUUGACUAUUGUUCUAUCUGAUACUCAAGGAAAUCUGACCUUUCACAAUCUAGAGAGUUUGACUAUUGAGAAUUGUCGGAGUAUAAAAAGUCUCUUCCCAGUUUCUACCGCCAUUGGUCUCAUGCAACUUGAAAAUCUACGUAUAAGCUCUUGUGGGUUGGAGAAAAUUGUUUCUGAGGAAGAAUUUAAUGGAGCCGCUACAUUUUUGUUUCCAAAAUUAAAAUAUAUCUUCCUUUUCAAUUUAUGGGAACUCAAAUGUUUCUACCCACAGUUGCAUACAUCAGAGUGGCCGAUGCUAAAAGCUGUGACUGUGAUUAAUUGUAAGAAGAUAAAAGUUCAUGGAUUAGGAUUUUCUAGCUUCCAAGAAAGAGACCGGGGGAGGCAACCUGCCUUUUUUUAUUUAGAAAAGGUCAUACCAAAUUUGGAAAAGUUGGGUUUAGAUGCUUAUCACUUUGGAUUGACAUUCCUUCACAGUGAUCUAGCUGAGAGCUUUGGCAAACUUGAAAGGCUUUUGUUGUCUGACUUUGAUGAUGAAUCUGUUGCUUCUGUGUUCAGUUUCCUUCAAAAAUUAAAUUCCUUGGAAUCACUUAGCUUUUUUUAUAGUAGUUUCAAAGAGUUGUUCCCUUAUGAACUAGGACAUAUGGGGAAACAAGAUUUUCGAGGUGACACAUUUCUUCAAUCUCUUCAAACACUGCAUGUACGUUGGUGUCAUUGUUUGACAAUUUUAAUGCCAUAUGCAACGUCUUUCAAAAAUCUUAAAACUCUGGAAACAUGCAAUUGCGAUAGAUUAGCCAAGGUACUAACAUUCUCAGCAGCCAAUACUCUUGUGAAUCUCAGAACAUUGAAAAUAAGAGAGUGUAACUUAGUGACAGAGGUAGUAGUGAACGAGGGAGACAGAGAAGAAGAGAUUGUCUUUGGCCAAUUGAAAGUUUUGGAGCUUUACUCUUUGUCAAGCCUCACAUGCUUUUGUUCAGCCAAUUAUUCUUUCAAAUUCCCUUGUUUGGAGCAAGUUAUUGUGAGUCAAUGUCCAAAAUUAAACAUCUUUUCUCAAGGAGUGUUAAGCACACCAUUGCUAAGGAAAGUACAGCUGACAGAAGGAGAUACUGAUCAAGAAUAUUUUUGGAAGGAUGAUCUCAAUUCUACCAUUCAGAAAAUAUUUACAGAUAUGAUUGGUUUCCGUGACAUAGAAUAUUUCAAGCUCUCUGAAUUUCCCAUAUUAAAGGAGAAAAUAUGGAACGGCCAAUUGUCAGUUGGCAUAUUCCGCAAUUUAAAGUGGCUAGUAUGUGAUGAGGAUUUUGAUAUGUCAAGUGCUUUUCCAUCCCAUGUACUGUACAAUUAA
This is a messenger RNA of Mangifera indica (mango), 5447 nucleotides long. Its product is annotated as probable disease resistance protein At4g27220. The record is from RefSeq and is a predicted model, not a curated record. The transcript has 5 exons. NCBI's taxonomy places the organism in Eukaryota, Viridiplantae, Streptophyta, Magnoliopsida, Sapindales, Anacardiaceae. Gene Ontology annotation, molecular function: ADP binding; ATP hydrolysis activity. The coding region runs from base 687 to 5447 and encodes 1586 amino acids.